Trametes versicolor FP-101664 SS1 is the source of this 1966-nucleotide messenger RNA. RefSeq lists its product as uncharacterized. The record is from RefSeq and is a predicted model, not a curated record. The transcript is spliced from 10 exons. Bases 1 to 1812 code for a protein of 603 amino acids. NCBI's taxonomy places the organism in Eukaryota, Fungi, Basidiomycota, Agaricomycetes, Polyporales, Polyporaceae. Gene Ontology annotation, molecular function: methyltransferase activity.
AUGGGACCCCCACAUCCGCACUCCACGCGCCAUACCAGCACCCGCCUCAGCUGCAGCUCCUCCACCGCCUCACACCGCACUCCUCGCGGCAAGGAACACCAGUUCAUAUACACGAACGGCUCCAAGCUUCACGCUUACGACAGAGACAAGGCGCCCUACCCGUCCUCCUUCGACCGCGACGUCCUCGAGCUACAAUGCCUGGACAACGCUAUGAUCGUCGCGUCCAAGGGCUUCGCGUCCUUCAUUGACUUCAAGGAUAAGCCGCCGAAACGGUGUCUCGACAUCGGCACGGGCCUCGGCCUCUGGGUGCUCUCAUCGGCGAGAACAUGGCCGGAGUCCACGUUUGUCGGGCUGGACAUGGUCAAUAUUCAGCCACCACUGCAAGUGCUUGAGCCUGAGACGGCCGAUCGCGUAGAAUGGGUGCAUACAAACAUCCUGAGGAACAAGUUGCCGUUCGACGACGACGAGUUCGACCAUGUGCACAUGCAAUGCGUGGCCCUUGGCAUCCCCGAAAAUAAGUGGCACAGUGUCUUCGAAGAGAUUCGUAGGGUCAUGAAGCCGGGGGCCACUAUAGAGUUACUGGAAGAAGAUGCGAUAUUCCCCAUCCUGCCACGAUGGUACACAAACCCGCUCCGCGCGCAUGCGCGUGGCCCGUCGACCAUAUACCCCGGCGCUGCCCAACAGCCGUCAUCAUACCCCUCAUCGUUUGAUACCUCGGAGCUCGCACACGAGCACGAGCUCCUGGAGACCCUCUACCACGACGUCUGGUCCAAUAGAUUCAUCAAUCCCACGCCCAGCUCAUGUAUUCCAGGCUACUUCGGCGCCUUCUUCGACCGGGUACUAGCCCCGCCCGUUCUGAACUUCUUCACCCCGCCCCUCGCACCAUUCGCACCUUUACCCGGAGUCGUUAAUGGCGGCUCAACCCACACACUCCUUCGCGCAAGCAGCAGCAACGGCUCGUCCGACUUCUCGCGCGAAAGCAUGUCCAGCCUGCUGACCCCACUGAACACGGAGAACAUGCCCGACCCGUCGCUCACGCACUCGCCCACCUCCACGCAGCCGACGUCCGCGGGGAGCGCGAAGAGCUCGCUCUCGCCCGCACCCUCGCUGAGUUCGCUCCGCCAAGAACAACGCACGAACGCCCCCACGCCCAACACCGAACACAGCAACGGCAGCACGACAAACGGGCGUGCGCCGCCCGUGCGGCGUGACUCCGGUGCGGGCUCGAUACAGACGACGGACUCGCACGACUCCGGAUCCGCAGGUACGGGCUCAGGCUCGGGCGCGAAGGUGGGCCGGCGGCCGUCGGUGCUGCUGUCGUCCGCGGCGGAGAGCACGUCGCUCGGGGGCGCGCACGCGAUCGACCUCAUCCCCACAGACAGCCUCGAGGACCAGGAGGAGCAAUCGCGCUUCAUGCACCUGUACCGCGCGGUCACGUUCGUGCUGUCGACGAAGGAGGCGAUGUGGGAGGAGCUCGCCGCGCGCGUAGCUGCGCGAGAUCCCGAGUUGCAGAGGUUUGGGUGGCGGGAGGAGGACUACACGCCGCAUGCGAGCAGGGCGCGGUUCGAGACCGCCGUGGACCAGUACCAGAGCGACAUGCGCGGCCGAAUAUCGCUCUGGCACUCGCUCGUGAAGAACGGGUGGGAGCUCCCGCCACGCGACCCACUCGGGAAGACGGAGAUCGUAGAGGAGAUGCGCCUGCGCGAGGACAUCCUCGCGGCGCAGCGCCUUGCGCUCGCGGACACGAGCGAGCCGGACGUGCCCUGCCGGAAGGUGCGCCUCAUCGUCGGGAUCAAGGACUCUAAUUCGUGACAUGGGACUUGGAACUCGGGGGCGCAUGGGUUGUGCUGUAUGCUAUAUGGACACGGACUCGACUCGACCGGGCGGCGCGCGGCGUAGCUAUGCACAUAUGGCGGAAAUCAAUUAUUCAUAUGUAUACCAGACAUCGUACACGACCACAUAGACU